Messenger RNA from Physcomitrium patens, 2422 nucleotides. Its product is annotated as protein EARLY STARVATION 1, chloroplastic. Gene Ontology annotation, molecular function: starch binding. Gene Ontology annotation, cellular component: chloroplast stroma; starch grain. NCBI's taxonomy places the organism in Eukaryota, Viridiplantae, Streptophyta, Bryopsida, Funariales, Funariaceae. Gene Ontology annotation, biological process: starch metabolic process; regulation of starch metabolic process. The record is from RefSeq and is a predicted model, not a curated record.
AAUAGGUCCCAAGCAUAACUUCACCGUCUUCUUCUCGUAUCUGCUGAACCUCCAAAACCGUGCAUAAAUCUCUCCUUUCCUUUUUGGAACUGGGCUCUCUCACAACGUAGGAUUGCACCCACACUGCAAACUCCUCAUCUUGCAACUGGGUUUUUUGUAUUUCUGCUUGCUGGUUCCACAAAUUGACAGGGGUUGCUGUAGCAACGAUUCAUGCGGUUUGCGGUCCUGUGUCGGUGGAGAAGCGCCUCUCCCUGCGGAGGAGGAUUAUCACGAGUUUCAUAGAAGAUUGGUCCGGGGAGCGGUUCUUUGAGCUGGCGAUUAAUCGGAGUCACUGAGUUAUUGGCUGGCAUAUCAUGUCCUUUUGGGCAGAGCUCGAGAGCAGCUCGGAUGAUGUAGAGUAGGCAUUUGUUUGAUUGCCUGGGACUGUGUCAAUUUGCACCCUAGCUCAUGCCGUUGUUUCCCAGGAUUUCAAUCGGCAUUAGCAUUGCGAGGGAGGAUCGGUGCACAUGCCAGCAUUCUCUGUUUAGUCGCCGCGGAGGAUUCUAAGCAGUUGUCAGGAAUUCAAUGGAUUUACUAAUUAGUAGAACAUUCUCGAAGGUGGGGAUAAAGGAAGGGAUAAUACUUGGCUUGUGGUAAGAGACCUGGGGCGCAAUAGAGGUGGGUUUGGAUGGCUGUGAAGCUUCCUGGGAGUGUCACCGCUCUCUUCCAGUCGUUGAGGUAUAGUUCCAAUGCAAAGCAUCACCAGCAACUGCAGCCUGGAUCCACAUUUUCUUCACAUGGCGCGUGGACUCGUCUCAAGAGAACAGGAGGGCUUUGCUUUCCCGGGAACAUUGCGAAAGACCGGCAGGAUUUCUUUGGUAGGAUUGUAGGGUUAGCAGCACCGUUCACAGUACCGAGGUCUAUUGCACUGGACCAAAAAUCAUUGCAAGUCUCAUGUGCAUUGUCUUCAUUCGAGCUUGAUGAUGUGGAUUUACGAAGGGAGACAGGUGACGGAUGGAGUAGUAGUAGUACUAAGCAAUUGCCCAAAUCCGUGCAUUACAGAACAACAUGCAACUUUCAAAAAUCCAAUGGAACUUCGCUAAGGGUGCCCACCCCCUCCCAGACAUUUGCCUCAGCUAGGCCUAGAAAACCAGGAGAGCAAGAUGAGUCUAUAUCACGUCAAACACAGCUUCGUUGCAUGCCGCAACCCCGUGACACACCUCCCAAAAGAGAUACAGGGAUUGCGAGCGAGAAGGAAUGGGGAAUUAACUUGAACAAAGAGGUUAAGAGUGAGUCUGGGGUCAACGAAGAUGGAAGCAGCUGGUAUAGUGAAAGUGGCGUGGAUUUGGGCGAGAAUGGUUACCGGUGUCGCUGGACCGUCAUGGGGGGUCGUAGCGCAGAUGGCUCCUCAGAGUGGAAGGAAGCUUGGUGGGAGAAAAGCGAUUGGACAGGUUACAAGGAACUCGGUGCUGAGAAAUCAGGUAAGAACGCUCAAGGAGACACCUGGUGGGAGACUUGGCAAGAGGUGUUAAGGGUCGAUGAGUUGAGCAAUCUGGCUAGGAUUGAGAAAAGCGCCCAAAAGCAAGCUAAGUCGGGGACUGGUUCGGCUGGUUGGUUUGAGAAGUGGUGGGAAAAAUACAACGCAAAAGGUUGGUCAGAGAAAGGGGCACACAAGUAUGGACGAUUGAACGACCAAGGAUGGUGGGAGAAAUGGGAGGAGCAGUAUGAUGGGCGUGGUGCUGUUUUGAAAUGGACGGACAAAUGGGCAGAAAGUGACACAGGUACAAAGUGGGGUGAUAAAUGGGAGGAGAAAUUUGACCACGGUGUGGGUACAAGACAAGGAGAGACUUGGCACAAUGAUGAGAAAGGUUGGUCGAGAACGUGGGGAGAGGAGCAUUUCGGAAACGGGAAAGUGCAUAAAUACGGAAGGAGCACCAGUGGCGAGAACUGGGACAACGUUGUUGAAGAGGGCACAUACUACCAGGCCGAGCCUCACUAUGGAUGGGCUGACGCAAUCGGCAACUCAGUGCAGCUUCUGAGCAUACAACCUUUAGAACGACCUCCUGGGACUUUCCCCAACGUUGAACCCGCCCUGAGGGAUCAGCAGCAAAAAGCCUUGAAAGAGGAAUCUGGCAGCAACAUUCAAGAUCAACAGUCCAACAGCCCCAAGCUACGCACAGAUAAGGAUCAGCCCAACCAGGAAUGAAUGCUUGAUCACUCCGACCAUUGCCUGUUUUUGUACUUGAUAUCGGAUUGACGGAGAGACAGAGGCAGAGGUUGUGAUCAGGAUUUGAAGUAGGCAACUGAUUUUUGCACAUCAUCCGGACUGGUUUCUGUUCCGAGGUUUGUAUUUGUAAAGGAAUCAUCGUGUUGCAUUCUGGCAUUUGCACAUCCUGCUCUCGUUGAAUGAUGACUAAAUAAAACAGCUCACUGUUGAAUAAUC